Molecule: messenger RNA, 3344 nt
Organism: Nymphaea colorata (pocket water lily)
Lineage: Eukaryota; Viridiplantae; Streptophyta; Magnoliopsida; Nymphaeales; Nymphaeaceae
Product: BTB/POZ domain-containing protein At1g03010-like
Exons: 4
Coding region: 291-2189 (632 amino acids)
Molecular function (GO): protein binding
Source: RefSeq, a predicted model, not a curated record
UGAAGAUGCAUUUGCCACCUCGCUCUCUUUCUCUCUCUAAAAAGUGGGCAGCAUAUAAACUAAAAAGAAAGAAAGAAACAGCUACCAGUUCAAAAGCAGAAGCCAUAAAGCCUGAAUUCCCUUUGCACAGGCUAUAUCUCUGCCGGAUUUUCUGAUCAAGUUGACAGCUCUCUCUCUCUCUCUCUCUCUCUCUCUCUCUCUCUCUCUCUCUCCUAGAAAGUAGGCUGGCUGUUUUUUGUAUUAAGAUUUGAAGCUUUUGAAGGAAGAAGAAGAAGGAGCAAGGGGAAGACAUGGGCUUUGCUACUGCUGGUGAUCUGAAACCCAGCAUCUCUGUGAAGAGACACUUCCGACCAACCUCCAUCACCAUUUCAAGCACUGCCACGGAACGCACCCACGAACGUGAAUGGCCACUUUCAGAUGUUUCCAGUGACCUUACAGUUGAAGUGCAAGAAGCAAAGUUCUUCCUUCACAAGUUUCCUCUGGUUUGCCAAAGUGGGAAGAUCAGAAGAUUGUUGACUGAAGCAAAGGAUUCAAGUUUCCCUAGGAUAAGUCUUGAUAGAUUUCCAGGCGGACCAGAAGCUUUUGAUUUAGCAGCAAAAUUCUGCUACGGCAUAAAUAUUGAGAUCACACAGAAGAAUGUCGCAAUGCUGAGAUGUGCAGCAUAUUACUUGGAAAUGACAGAAGAGUUUGCAGAGAAAAAUUUGGAAGAUCAAACAGAAAAGUAUCUGAAAGAAGUUGUAUUUCCUAGCAUUCCAAAUUCCAUUGAUGUCCUUCAACAGUGUGAAAAUCUACUUCCAACAGCAGAGGAUAUUAAACUUACUAACAGAAUUAUCAAUGGGAUUGCAGCAAAUUUGUGCAAAGAGCAACUAACUACCAGCUUAUCAAGACUUGAACAAAACUUCCAUCCAAAAGCUACCAGCUCAGAAACUGAUACCUCAGCAGACAGGUGGGGAAGCAGUCUAACAAAGUUGAAUAUCAACUUAUUCCAGAGGGUCAUAUCCACACUAAAGUUUAAGGGCCAGAAUCAAGAUAUCAUUGGAAAAAUUUUGGUUAGCUACUCGAAGUUUUCUCUUCAAGGAGGAUGUUUAGAAACAGAGCUCCAAAAGAAGCAGAAACUUGUAGUUGAAACAAUAGUUGGAUCGCUACCAACACCUUCAAGAAAAUGUUCAAUGCCAGUAGCCUUUCUCUUUGGCUUACUCAAAGCAGCAAUAACAUCAUCUGUGUCAUCAACAUGCAGAUCAGAUUUAGAGAGAAGAGUAGGCCUGCAAUUGGAUCAAGCAGUUCUUGAAGAUAUCCUCAUUCCUUUAAAUCCAUCUGACAGCAACUCCACAUUGUUCGACAUGGAAACGGUUCAGAGAAUAGUCUCUAAUUUUCUGAAUUUGGAUGACGGACAAGGUGAUGAUGAUCUCGUACAAGCUCAGACUGAUGCAUAUUAUGAGCUUGAUAGCCCAAGAUCUCCUAACCAGAGAUCAAUCUUCAAGGUAUCCAAGCUCAUGGACAGCUAUCUUGCUGAAAUUGCAACGGAUGCAAAUGUGACACCCACCAAGUUCAUUGCCAUGGCUGAACUACUUCCUGACCAUGCAAGAGUCCAGAGUGAUGGACUCUACAAAGCCAUUGACCUUUUUCUCAAGGCUCAUCCUAAUAUCAAAGAAUCAGAAUGUUAUCGCCUUUGCAAAACCAUUGACUGUCAAAAGCUAUCUCAAGAUGCCUGCAGCCAUGCAGCUCAGAAUGAGAGACUACCCAUACAGAUGGCAGUGCAAGUUCUGUACUUCGAGCAGAUCAGACUCAGAAAUGCCAUGAAUGGAGAGGGAAAUCAUCAGCAUCAACAUCAGUUUUUCAGUUCUGCCGACUCUCAACAAAACUUCCAUAAACUGAAUUGUGGGGUCGGAAGUGGCACCAUGUCACCAAGAGACAAUUAUGCUUCUGUACGAAGAGAAAAUAGGGAACUGAAAAUGGAAGUAGCAAGGAUGAGGAUGAGGCUGAACGACUUGGAGAAAGACCAUAUCUCAAUGAAACAGGAGCUCAUCAGGUCAAAUCCAGCUAGCAAUAUGCUGAGUUCUUUUGCUCGAAAGCUAAGCAAACUUCAUGCACUGUUUCGAACUAAAGAUGGCAAAUCUAUCAGCUCAAAAAAAGCACAUAUAGAUGCUCGUUUUCUAUUUCAGAAGCAUUGGCGCCACUCUGUUUCUUAAAAACAAGUAGCAGAAGAACAGGUAACAAGUGAAAAUUGUGAUACGAGGUGAUAAAGUAUGUUUUCUAUAUAGCUGUUUUAUUUUGUUCUCUUCACUUCUGGACAUAAUUGUAUUCAGCGAGCAAAUGAAUAUCACUCUAUUUGAAUAAGAAACAGCAGCAUUGACAUCACAUGGUACAAAAAAUUCAUUUUAAUGAAAACAAUCUGAGGCAGCAAAUUUAAAAUGCAAGAGACCCAGUAAUGAGGCUAAAUCCAUAUCUUUCAAGGAAUUCUUUUAGUUUUGAUUCUUGACAUGCACUUGCUUGUUUGCAUUCCAGGUUUUUGACGGCAAAAUUUUUCUCAGAUAUUUUUUCCAGCAAAGUUGUUUUUCUCAGAGAAUCCCGUGAAAAUUUUGGCAAAGUUUAAAAUGAAAAAAGUCAAAAAUUAGGUAAAAAUAAAAUAAAUCAGAAACUAAUAAUAAAACAUAAAUAAACUUAGAUGAAUGUGAUAAAAAUAAUGUUUUAGUUAUGAAAAAUCAUUUAGUUUAAGUUCAAAUUUGAAUACACAAUGAUAUUCACGUUAAAAAAGUGAAAAAUAUAAAAAUCGGGAAAAACAAGAAAAAACAUGAAAAUAUAUUGUCUCGUUUUUUCAAAAUAUCAUCAUUUUUUUUCUCGUUAAUAUCGUGAUAUUUUUGAAAUAUCGCAAUAUCUGUGGCACUACCUGUUUGUACUGAAAGAGCUAACCACCUCCAAUAUUUCUGAUAUAAUAGAAUCACAGGAGAAAAAGACAAUCAAGAAUUAAUGAGCAAGAAAGAGCCUAACUUCCAAACAAGAAGUUCAUGAAUGGUCUGUUGCAAACAAAGUAUGGCUUCAGCAAUUUAGGAAAGGACGUGCUUAGACUCACGUUCUAUUUCAAAAAGGUAGGCAACAUAAUAUUGUUUCUUGCUAGUCAGCGUCCAUAACAAAAAUGAAAGAAAUAGAAUUCAACUACGUUGACAAGAGAAUGAUGUUUAUUUUCCUGAUUGUUCCCAUAUUUCAGAUAUGUAAGAGACCAGAUGAGUAUGUCACAUAGGUACGGGUGCGGGUACGGACCAUUUUCAAAAAAAUUGGGUACGAGGGUACGGCCGUACACACACGCUGACAUAUAUAUAUAUAUAUAUAUAUAUAUAUAUAUAUAU